ACAUAAUUAAAUACAUACGUUUUCAUCAAUCUUUAAGCUUUCCAUUCACUUGUAUUAUUCAUGGCUUUGAGACAAGGCAUUUUCAUUGUCCCUUCAAUAUUGAUUUUAUUGGUGGUUGCAACUUCUUUGAUCUUAGUUUCAGUGGAAUCUUGUGAUGAUCAAAAGCCUGAAUACCAAAGUAAAUGGCUAAACCAUGGAGGAGACCUUCAAAACCGGAGAUACGCCGAGCUAGAGACGAAAAUAAGUCCGAAAACAGCCCAAAACCUCAAGCUAAACUGGGAAUUCGAAGCCAAAAGCUACACAACAGCAACACCAGCUAUAUAUGAAGGAACCAUAUAUUUCACUAGCUUUGAUGGUAACGUUUAUGCUAUCAAGCAAUCGGAUGGAUCGCUUGUUUGGAAGCAAAAUUUGCACGAAAUAACCGGGUUUAAUUCGACUAUAAUCUUAUUCAAAGGGACUCUAGUAUUGUCAAGAGCAACUCCAACAAUAGCUAAUGACUUAGUGAUUGUUACAAUGUAUGGCCCUGCUGUUGUUCUUGGGUUUAGAAGAGAGAGUGGUGAAUUUGUGUGGAUGACUCGCCUUGAGGAUCAUCCUGAUAGUGUAAUUACCAUGUCCGGGACUUACUAUAACGGGGGAUAUUAUGUAGGAACAUCCUCACUAGAAGAGUUAGCCAGCAUAGACAAAUGCUGCACAUUUCGUGGAAGUUUUGCAAAACUUGAAGCUAAAACAGGAAAAAUCCAAUGGCAAACUUAUAUGCUACCAGAUAACCAAGGAAAGCAAGGAGAAUACUCAGGGGCAGCCAUAUGGGGUAGCAGCCCUUCCAUCGACGUGUCGCGAAACCUCGUCUACAUAGCCACAGGCAACCUCUACUCGGCUCCAGAGCGAGUAGAGGCAUGCCAAGAAAGAGAAAACAAUCAGACAAUCCCUACACACCCUGAGGAGUGUAUAGAGCCCGAAAACCACGAAAACUCGAUUUUGGCUCUAGAGUUGGAGAGUGGUGACAUUAAGUGGUACCAACAGUUAGGAGGGUAUGAUGUAUGGUUUGCUAAGUGUAUGAAUCUUUCAACCCCGAAUUGUCCUCCAGGGCCUAACCCUGAUGCUGAUUUCGGGGAGGCGCCGAUGUUGUUGAGUGUGGUGGUGAAUGGUUGUCGAAGAGAUGUUUCUGUUGCUGUUCAGAAGAGUGGGAUUGCUUGGGGUUUGGAUAGAGAUACCGGGGAUGUCAUAUGGAGCACGGAGGCUGGACCAGGAGGCAUGAAGGGAGGAGGCAUAUGGGGAGCCGCGACAGAUGGAAAAAGAGUCUACACCAACAUAGCCAAUAGUGAUGCCAAAAACUUCACUCUCAAGCCAUCAAACUUAACCACAAAAGCUGGAGGAUGGGUGGCAAUUGAUCCUCGAGGUGGGGAAAUCUUAUGGACUACGGCGAAUCCUAGCAAUGGUGUUAGCUUUGGCCCUGUGACGGUUGCUAAUGGUGUAGUGUUCGCUGGGUCAUAUGAUAAGCAAGGGAACAUAUAUGCAAUGGAUGCUAAGAAUGGUGCUGUUUUGUGGUCUUAUGAAACAGGUUCAGAAGUAUAUGGGGGUGUAUCAGUUGGUGAUGGAUGUGUGUAUGUUGCUAAUGGGUAUUGGACUGCUGGAAAGUCACUGUUUGCAUUCUGCGUUUGAUGGUGCAUAAAUGUUGAAUUAUAAUUAUAGUUUUGUGAUUAUUCUUCCUCACAAAAACAGGGCUUGAAAUUAAGGGUGUUAUAUCUUAUAUGCAUUGUUGGAAUUGUGUGUCUAAAAAAUAUACUUAUGUAUUAAUUUUUUUAAAAAGAAUAAAGAUAAUGAAAAUAACAUUAGGAAGCC
Messenger RNA from Chenopodium quinoa (quinoa), 1839 nucleotides. RefSeq names its product polyvinylalcohol dehydrogenase-like. The record is from RefSeq and is a predicted model, not a curated record. The coding region runs from base 61 to 1659 and encodes 532 amino acids. The transcript is spliced from 4 exons. Lineage: Eukaryota; Viridiplantae; Streptophyta; Magnoliopsida; Caryophyllales; Amaranthaceae.